AUGAAUAGAGUUCUGGAUGAUUUUAUGGAGAAAAAUCUGCAACCAGAGCCAGAAAUCGAAGAUGAGGAAAUCGAAGUUUAUAAAGAAGUCGCGAAUCUGGCUGACGAUCUGAGACUUACCGUUCUGGAGCUUGAGAAGGAAGGAAAAAUCGACAGAAGCACACUUUUGGAAUACAUUCAGCCAGACACAAUUAUGUUUUACAGAGAGACUUUUUCGCAUUUCCCACAUUCCGAGCGAUCCGCUUUCGCAGAAAUGAAGCAGAGAUUACGAGACGCGGACGAUGUACUGACAGAGACUUUACGAAGACGAAAUGACUUAGAAAAAGAGCGAAUGCUGCAUUUGGAUCAAAUCGCAGAGCUCAAAGUCGCACUCGCCAGAGCGCACUCUACAGAUAACGAGAAAAAUGAGCUUGGCAUGAAUCCGCUGUACUCUUCAUCGCCAGCGCAGAACUUGGUGAAUCAGCGUAUUCUUUCCCCUGACGAGGGAAUCGAGGCCCGUUCAGAAAUCUCAGAGUCGUGCACUUCAACCAGGCCAUCUUCUGCUUCUAGCCCUCCUAUGCGAAAUAUUCUACAUCAUCCCCAUCAGAGAUCAUUUCAUUCGGACGUAAACGCGAUGCAUCUGUCGCCAGGCGGUGAUAACAAAACAGCAUCCACUCCAAAUUUGUUGAACACAUCGAAUCCUGUUUUGACAGAAUUCGAAAGAGACAAGAAUCGCAAAUCUUUUCGAAAAUUCUUCAGCGCAAUUCGAAUUGGCACACAAGAGAGCCUCCUUAGUCUUCGGACCCCAAGUUUAUCUCGAAAAGCUAACUCAACAAGUUCUAAUUAUGGUAGGCCGGUUGGGAUCGACAUGGGCGGAAUUCCGAUGUGGGACAGAACGCAAGCCAUUCGCUGGCUACAGGGCCUGGACCUGGGGCAGUACGCGGACAAAGUGAAGGACGGAUCGUCUAUUGUCAGCGAUCCAGAGAAGUCCCUAGGAAUGACGAAUCCCUUUCACAAGAAAAAACUACGACUAGCGAUUCGCGCACUCGAUGAUGAAUUGAAAUCGAAUAAUCUUGGCACCGGAUGGGUCUGUAACUGGCUUGAAGAAAUCGGACUUCCAGAGUAUAAAAAAUCCUUCCACGAGCAUGGAGUCGACGGUCGCGUCUUGAACUUACUCACGAUGGAAGAACUUCUUUCGCUCGGCGUGAGCAGCCAGAUUCACUAUUUAUCGAUAAAACGAGGAAUUCAAGUCCUCAGACAGAGCAAAUUCAAUCCUCAUACAAUGGUUUGCAGACCUGGUGCUUGUGAUCAAAUUGAACGAUGGUCGAUAUUCCGGAUAAUGGACUGGCUUCGAUCAAUAGAACUAUCGGAGUAUGCACCAAACUUGCGCGGAUCUGGUGUUCACGGCGGGUUGAUAGCGCUAGAGCCUGGCUUUGGCCAUGACCAUCUCGCGAAUCUGCUUGACAUAAAUCCGAAGAAGACCUUGUUGAGGAAGCAUCUUCAAACUAGCUUCAAUCAACUUCUAUCUGACCAGCAAUUUGAAUCGAAACGAGACUACAUCCUCAGGAAUGGCAUGCCGAUGCCCCUUACAGCUCGAUUAAAGCGAAAGAAGAAGGCUUUCUUUGGAUCUAAAAAGUCAGUCGGCUCAGCAGGAGAUGAUGAGCUCGUCUGCCCUUUGAAUCUUGGAAGACAUGAUGAUCCUUCUCGACGACCAAGCAUUAAUGUUGUCCCUCCAUAA
Messenger RNA from Oikopleura dioica, 1716 nucleotides. Lineage: Eukaryota; Metazoa; Chordata; Appendicularia; Copelata; Oikopleuridae. The record is from the annotation of a GenBank genome assembly.